Molecule: messenger RNA, 1162 nt
Organism: Maylandia zebra (zebra mbuna)
Lineage: Eukaryota; Metazoa; Chordata; Actinopteri; Cichliformes; Cichlidae
Source: RefSeq, a predicted model, not a curated record
GGACACAACUGACUUCAGCAGGCACAGCUCUACUUUAAUUCAUACCUUUUGAACUGUCAAGUUGAUCUUGGUGUAAGGAGACAUUGGAGACAUCAGCAGGUCAACCAGUCUAUGGUGUUUUCAGCAGAGUGACAUCAUGGCCUUUUCAGAAUCUGCACAUGAACUCAGAAUAAUGCUGUUUGGAAAAAAUGAUGACAAGAAAUCAGCCCUGGAAAACCUCAUCACUGGAAAGAAAAGAUCCAUUGUGUCUAAAGUCCUUGGAGGAAGGCAAUGUCACGCUGCCUCUGGAGAGUGGAACGGGAAACCGUUAACAGUAGUCAAAACUCCCGACAUCUUCAGUCUGUCUGUUGAUAAAUUGUUAGAGGUGAUGAAGAGCUGUGUGAGUCUCUGUCCUCCUGGACCAAAUGUUCUGCUGCUGUUAGUGAGAUCUGAUUUCUCUGAAGAGGACAGAAAAGCUCUGAACUUGGUCCUCAGUGUGUUUGGUCAAGAUGCAUUUAAGCACUCCAUGGUCAUCCUGACACAUAAUGAGAGAAAGAGUUCCUCAGUGGAAAGACUCAUCAAACACUGUGAUCACAGGCAGGAAUAUAUCAGUUUUGACAAAAAAGACAUUCCCAUAUCUUACUCAAAGUUUAUGGAAAAAAUGAAUCAAAUAGUGAGUAAAAACUGGGGAAAAUAUCUCAUGUUAAAAGAAGAGGCUAAACCCACGAGAGUGAAGUCCAGUGUGAACCUGGUUCUGUGUGGGAGGAGAGGAGCAGUGAAGACGUCAGCAGCCAAGGCCAUUUUAGGUCAGACUGAGCUUCAUUCAGCCUCCAACUCAUCAGAGUGUGUUAAACAUCAGGGAGAGGUGUGUGGACGUUGGGUUUCCCUGGUGGAGCUGCCUGCCUUGUAUGGAAAACCUCAGGAGGCAGUGAUGGAGGAAUCAUUCAAGUGUAUCUCCCUCUGUCAGGCAAUCCAUGCCUUCAUCCUGGUCCUACCUGUGGCUCCCCUCACGGAUGAAGACAAGAGAGAGUUAGAGACCAUCCAGGAUGCAUUCAGCUCUCGAGUCAAUGACUUCACCAUGAUUCUGUUCACCGUGGACUCAGAUCCUACAGAUCCAGCUGUUAUUAACUUUUUCAAGGAAAACCAGGACAUCCAGAAGCUAAACAGCAGAGGGAUAGUUUAG